AUGCCCCCACCCACCUGUCUUGGGUGUGGUGGGAAGUGGGUUGUUGUUGGCGGGGGGUUGUGCAGUGUGUGCCGCACUGUCGACCGCCUAGCUGCUCUGGCCAGGGGGCCGUUGGUGCCAAGGGAGUCAGAGGAGGAACUCCUGCACCUACUCCGGUCGUGGGUGGCUAGGCUCCAGGACUUGGGCGAACUUCACCGGGGUGUGGUGCCUAGCCCUCAGGUGAACCUAAGCCAGUUUGCAGCGGGUGUUGUGCCACCACCUGUCGAUUCUGAGCCGGGCGCCACCUCUAAGGCUGGAGCAGUACCCCCUGCGGUUGAAUUCUUCCGUCGAGCUCCUGGCGGUCCUAUUCCCCCUGUUGGACUUGACGGUGGUCCUGAAGUUGCCGGGGAGGGUAAAGGUGGCCCCUCCUCUUCAGCCCGUGGACUUUCUCCUCAAGCCAAGGCUGAACGAUCUCCAGCCUCCCCUGUGCAUCCAGAAAAGAAGAGGAGCAAGAAGUCAAGAAGCGGGCGUCGAACGAGUCGCAGUCGCCAGCGGAGGAGAUCCGACAAGUCGCCUUUAGCCAGCCCAGUCCGCCCAGCCGGGGUAAAAAGGGAGAGGGAGGCCAGCUCUUCUCCUAGGGACGCUCCUAGAACCCGAAGACCCAGAUCGCCUCCCAGGAGGUCUCCAGUCCGAGCGCCCAGAACUCCACCUAGGAGUCCCCCACGCCGAGAGCAUCGGGAGCGUCCAGAGCCCACACAUAGGCCAGAGGGGCCUCACUGGCGGGGGCCGAUUCCUGCGCGGCGCCCUGAGCCUCCACCUGGAUCAGGGAGGCACUACGGGAAGAAUAAGGGCGCUUCGAAGAGGCAGCGCCAGAGGGACUUCAACAACAACCGCCAGAGGCCUGCGGCGGUAGGGCGGGCAAAAGCAGCUGUUGCCCCUCGUCGCGUGAGGGGAGGUGCCCUCAGGAGACCUGCAGGAAAGCCUGAAGAGGAGGGGCCUCCUGAGGCUGACGUUUUGGAUUCAGCUCACCUUACGCUGGAUCAAUGCCAGAACCUCAAGGAUGUGGAGGUCGUGGAAGGUACCUACUGGGCCGAAGCUGUGACGGCGGUGUUGCGGGUGCUGGAGGUUCGCAUCAAGAAUGGGUCUUUGACUAUGGCUGUGGAGGUUCUGGGUACCCAGAACGAGUCGCUUCUCAAGGCGGCCAGUGGUCUUCCGGGCCGUCGGAUGGAAGGGCAUUUGUGUCCAGCCACUUGUCCCGGGACGCCCCACGCCGAGGGGCUCCUGCACUUGCGCAAGCUACGCAUGUUGGGUGCUCAUCGAGAGAGCUGGAUGAGCAACCUGAUGGACGCCGGCGCAGGCGCCGAAGGAGAGGACGAGAUGGAGGAGGUUCGAAGAGAUCGACUUCAGCGGAAGCGCAGGACAGAGAAGAUCGGGAGGGGGCAAUCUUACUCUCCCAGCCCUCCUCUAAGAGACGAAGUUGGGCAGAAGGACAAGAAGGAAAAGAAAACCAAGAAGAAGCGGAAGACGUCCGAGAUCAAGAUCGAGGUGGAGAAGGAGUUGGGCGCCCUCUUUCGGCAUACUGGUCUGGACCCCGACCCUGUCAUCAGGAGGCGUCUCAAGAGGAAGGCAGCCAAGUUGGCCAAGCGGAAGCGGGGGGGGCGAUCCAGCGGGAGCAGCGGCUCCUCGGAGGAGACAUCCAGCAGCCUGGCUGGGCCCGAUCAGGCCUUGUUCGGAUCCACCAACAAGGCCCUCAAAGUGGGUCGGCAGUUUCCGGGUGUGCUGUGCUCAGCCGCCCUCGAGGAGAUUUCAGAGACCCUCGUGAAUCAGGAGGGGGGUGUCUGGAAUUUGCAGGGGGCGUUACCGCCCCUGUUCUGUCGGUAUUACCGGCAUCAGCUCCUUUCCAGGAUGUCUCCACCGAUGGCCAGAGAGGCACACACACUGGCCUUCGGUUUGGACUUGAUGCUGAGAGGCCGCCCAUCCGAGCUCAUGGACUUGAUGGCACAACGUCUGAAGAGUUUGGAAAUGAUGUCGAACGGUGUGCAUUACACUGUCGCGCAACAGCAAGAGAUGUUGGUGAAGGACUCGACAUCUAUGGCUUCAGUUCAGGAGUUUCAGGAGGCCAGCAGACUGGCAAGGGAAGAAGGGAAGGCGAGGAGCGAUGCAUCCCGCCCCUAUGGAACUCGAGUCGGGGGGGGCAACAGGACGGAGGAGUGGCCCCGCUCUGGCGGCAAGAAGGGGGGCGGGAAAGGCAAGUCAGGCAAAGGAGGCGAUCAAAAGAAAGGCGAAGGCGAGAAAGGAGGGGAGAAGAAAAGCAAAGGGAGCAGGUUAGAAGAAGAAGAGGAGAGGUUGGAUGAAGGGGUGACUCCUGCGGCACGGGAGUCGCCUGACCGAGAGGCAAUGGGUGGGGCCUGGCCACUUGACGAGAUGCAGCGCUGGGCACCACCUGGAGUCUCUUGGAGUGAGGGUGCAUGUGGACUGCCGGCUGAGGCGAGGGCAAGCGUGAUGCCGCCUUUGCCUGGGCCGGAUGGCUUAGAGUUUUUGAAUUCAGCAGGCCCUGCGAAGAUGGGGGCUGAUUUUUCUUCAACCUUUUGCGGUAGCGCGGUAGACACGAAACUUAGCCUGGCAGGACUUUCUUUUUCAGAGCUUGGGCCUUAUUUUCUGGAUGCCCUGCAACAUGUCUUGAAGAGGCAGCAUCGCAAGACCUUGUCCACGGCAAAGGAUGUUAUUUUUCCAUUGCCUUUGACGGGGUAUCCAGAGGUAGGGCCUGAGAAGGCAGCUUGGUUGGCGGCGAUCCUUUUGGGAUUGAACUCCAUGUAUGGAGUAGGCGAAGCUGGAGCCACUCGUGUGACCGACGCGCAGAAAAAAGUUGCAGCUACCGUUCUGGCUUUCCUGGACCGCAUGUGGCCCCUUAACGAGAAGGUUCCUGACACCCCCUUUUCUGAACUGUUUUUGACCAGAGGUAUCGAUUAUAGAGGUGAUGAAAUCAAACUGGCGUGUUCUUUCACUUGGAAAAGUAUUUCUGGUGCACUCCCGUCGGAAGUGGGGAGUUUGGAGCUGGAAGCUUUCUGUGUGGGGGGAUGUCAACAGUAUGUGACUCAUUUCACUGACUAUCUUUUACCUACUGAUUUGCAGCAGUUGGGGAAGGUUCCCAAAGUGAUGGUCUCUGAUGAAGAAUGGCCCGAUGUUGUCCGGGGGCUCCUGAAAGCCAAGAUCUGUGGGACUUUCCAAGGGGAUACGGGAACGUUGCCCACCAUUGCGGGCUUCAAUGCGUUCUUUUUGGAAGACUCCGAGAUUGCCAUGUUGGCCAGUGAAGACAUUAAGCUCUACUGGUUGACUUGGGAGCUUUGCAAUGAAGAGGGAAUGCAACUCCUGGCUCCUCGUCAUCAAGGCUGGGCCAAGGUAACGCCUGUCGAACUCACAGCAGAAGUGAUGUCCAAGGAGUUCCUGGAGCCAGGGUGGUUUGUUCCACCUGGGCAGCGGCUGGCGACCUUUACCACGUCUCGGCCGUCUAACAUGCCAGGACGACGCCCAGCUGGGAUCCACACCUGUGACGAGGGUGCUUUGAGGAUACAAGCCCACGGAUCAGGGGUGCCAUUCCGGGAGCGUGGCGUUGUCACGAGUUUUGCGCUCUCAGCGGUCUCAUCGCUCUCAGCGCUCCGUGUCCAGAUUCAGAUCGUCCUCGCCAAGACGCGGGCGCUCAACGUCUUUGGGCUCUUCCCCAAAGCGUCAGAGGGAGGAGAUCUGAAUGGGCUGGAACUCGCGCAGAGCUUGGCUUGCCAUCACCGCCUGGGUCACGACGUCGCAGCCGCAGUUCCAGUGGAAGAAGGACACGAACACCACGACGAAAGAUCAGGGUAUCAAGAUCCACGACCCCAGCCGGAUCCAAGUGAUCCUGAUCAAAAGCUGCUGAGCCAGCGUGGUCUCAUGGACUCUGUUGCUGGUGGCAAGAAACGGCGUGAAUGCUACGUUGGAAAUCUUCCACAGAACAAGGCGGACGAGGCCAUGUUGCGGGAAGCCUUCACUCGUCUCUUCCAUGCCUUGCCCGCCUUUGUGGAGCGAUAUCCAGACGUUGUCGAUCCGGUGAAGUCCAUCUUCUUUCCACCCAAAGGCGAAGGUAUGUUUGCAUUCGUGGAGUUCAUGGAUGAUGUACUCACCACCACUGCCAUUGCAAUGAAUGGCUUUGAGAUGCUGGGGAGGCAUGUCCGUGUUGGCCGUCCGCAGCAUUAUAUACCGGCACCCAACGGAGAAAAUCCACAGCUUGAUGUGCAACCAUUGCGGGAGAGAGGUCUCAUCUCACCUAUCGAAGAGCCUGAAGUUGGCAAGGCUUGGGGCAAGACUUGGGGAAAGCCGGGUCAGGAGCUGGGUCAGCAGUGGUUCACCCCGAUGUUUGGCGACACUCUCGAGUAG
Molecule: messenger RNA, 4386 nt
Organism: Cladocopium goreaui
Lineage: Eukaryota; Dinophyceae; Suessiales; Symbiodiniaceae
Source: the annotation of a GenBank genome assembly